Molecule: messenger RNA, 1263 nt
Organism: Pyricularia pennisetigena
Lineage: Eukaryota; Fungi; Ascomycota; Sordariomycetes; Magnaporthales; Pyriculariaceae
Exons: 5
Molecular function (GO): acyltransferase activity, transferring groups other than amino-acyl groups
Source: RefSeq, a predicted model, not a curated record
GUUGAGUGUCUGUCAGCCGAGGCGUCAGCCUUGCUUAGGCUACUCUCGUUUCUCACAAGCCCAGGGUUCUCGAUACAUACGGAGCUUCUCAGGCGCAUUGCAUCUAAAAGACGAUGGGCGCAUGACGGUAACCUGGAUCCAAGCCCUCAUUUGCUAGCUGAUUUUGCACCGGAAGUGGGACGAAUAUUCGGCAAUGUGCUCCGGUUUGAUAGCACUCUCCAUGAGCUUGUUCGAGAAGGCGUUACGCUCAUGGAUCGGACCAACAACCUGGUCACUCUGGAUAGCGCCAUUAGGGACACAGUAGUUAUAAAGAUGGAAGCCGUCGAGCUUGCUGCCUGGAAACGCCAGGCUCUCAUCGUAGCUUGCCUCGCUGUUCCACAUAAAUACCUCCAACCUGGCACGACUGGUCAACAACGCGAGUUUCUCAUGGCAUGUCUCAGAAACACCACGGAGGCUGUCCAUGCCAAUGGCUUCGAUAAAUUAUCAAUUCCAACACGACAUAUACUUGCCAUCAUGAGCAUUCUUCUCACCAAGUUCACCCGUCAGCAAGUUACGGGUCCUGUACUCAAGGGUGCCACACAACUAUACAACAGCAACUACGGAAAAUGGGAUAAAAUAUCAGGUUUCGAAGGCAACGUCAAGCUGAGCGCGCGUAAGCUCAAAGAGGACUUUUUACCAGAGAACGCUGAUGUCGUCUACCACAACGUCACCGUUGAUGGAAUCCUUGCCGGACAUGUCUUCGCCUGCCGCUGGAAGUUCAACAACAAGCAGGUUUGCUGGGUAACCCAGCUAGUCGUAAGCAGGGAUCACCGGAACAUGGGUCUCGCAAGCUCCCUACUUCGUUCUCUGCGCACAGACGUGGACGAUCUCUACGGUAUAAUGAGCUCUCACCCAGCUGCAGUUACAGCUACCGCGAAGGCUUUUGGAUCUCACAUCGAAAAGAUCAGUCUCAGGCUUAUCAAGGAGGAUGGAGACGCGAUCAUGAAGGCUUCACCGGUGGCUUAUAUCAAGGAAGCUACGCUUUGUGGGUCCUUGAUCAACGCUGAUGACCAAAGUGGUCUUGUGUUAGGUGUUAACACAUCAUUUUACGUGGACCACACUGAACCAUUGGAAGCCCUAAAGACCGUGAGGGAGGAUUGGGCUUGGCCCUUUGGAGACCUUCCAGAUGGCCACGAGUAUCUUCUUAUUCUAGAAGGCAGAGGGCUGCGGUCCAGAUCUAGAUCAUCAUCUCGUGAUCCACCAGGUGUUCUCGGAAGCCUGUAA